CCAUCAACCACAGCAAGGAUGCUCCUGGGGUUUCAGAGAGGCCGCAAGAGGAAGUAUAAACACAUCAUCCAUGGCCUUCUCCCUGCAGCCAGCAUCGCACCGAAGCCCGCUGUGCCCCGCACACCCCCUCCGCGCAGCCCCAACCCCUCUCCAGAGAGACCAAGAUCUGCUCUGGCGGCAGCCAUUCUAGCAACAACGCUGACUGGCCGGACCGUGGCCAUUCCUCAGCCUCGCCGGAGAUCCCACUCUGAGAGCGACAUGACCUACGUGGAAAAGGACAGUUUGAUCGAGCCCUACGCCACUACCUCAGAGCUGAGGCAUCAACCACCCUGGCAGAAUGAAGCGGGAAGAUCUUCUCUGCCAUCCUUUGAAAUGCUGGGCUAUGAGGAGGAUGAGGACACGGACUCGCACCUGUCAUCCAGCCGCAGGCAGUCUGGAGACGCCAGCGCUUGCAAGGAAGAGGGACGUCUCAGCGACGCCAUGUAUGCCACGCCACACAGAAACCAGGUUCCAUCAUCACACGAGGUGGACACUGAAAAUGAGGAAAGUAUUUCUGAACAAGAUGGGUUUCCAGGCUCACCUGUUCCACCAGAGAAUACACAAGAAAAAGAUGGAAAACAUUCUCUUCUGAAAUUAAAGGAUGAAAAACCACCAUUAUGUGAAAAACCUCCCCUCUGUCCAGAUAUAACUGGUAGAACACGUCAAAGAUGUAUAGAAAUAACCAAAGAAAAGUUAGAGGAAUUAAAAGAAGAAAAUUUGCAUCUAAACAGUGUAAAUCAAGCCCUUACACAUGAACUUAAUGUAACAAAAAAAACAGUGAAAGAACUACAGUUAAAACUUGAAAGGAUGAAGAAAGGAAAUGGAAAGCCAAAAGCGGUGGAGAAAGCAUCCUCUCAGGAAGUAGUUGCUGCACCUGAAUUACAUUAUCUAAGAAAACAAGCUCAAGAACUGGUGGAUGAAAAUGAUGGAUUGAAAAUGACUGUUCAUCGUUUGAAUGUGGAACUGAGUAAAUAUCAAACAAAAUUUAGACAUUUAUCCAAGAAAGAGAGUUUAAAUAUCGAAGGCCUCCCAUCAAAGGGCCCUAUACCACCCUGGUUGGUAGAUGUAAAAUACCUGUCCCCCUUGUUGCUCGCCUACGAAGACAGGAUGAAAGAGAAGGAUGAGCUCAUUGCCAGCCUUCAGGAGGAAAUGAGAAUGUUUAGAAUUCGAGCCCAGGAAGUGGUGAAAGAAAACGAGAAGCUGCAUCAAGAGCUGAAAAAGUGUAGUCCCAUCACCAGUGAAGAAUGGCGGCAGCUUCAGACUCAAGCAGAACUGGUUUUAGAAGAAAACAAGUUGUUGAUAGAGCAGUUGGAGAUUCAGCAAAGAAAAGCCAAGGGCACCCAGCGGGAGCAUCUCCAGGAAGUUUCUAAACUGACUAAACAGCUGAUGCUUCUAGAGACUAAAACACAGAGCCAAGAAAAGGCGCUAACUGAAACUAAGGAGCAAUUAGCAAUUUUACGUACGGAAUGCCAAGAACUACAGAUACAGUUGGACAGCAAAGUUGCAAUGGAAGUUCACACUUCAAUUGUGAAUGAAUUUAAAAGCCAGUUGCAGAAAGAAGAAGAGAAAGAAAAUGCUGAGAUGGAAGAGUUGAUGGAAAAGCUGGCAGCCCUGCAAGUGCAGAAGAAGAGCCUGCUCGUAGAGAAGAAAAAUCUGACAGCUAGAAACAAGGCAAUGGAAGCCGAACUCGAAAAGGCACAGAAAAUAAAUAGGAGAUCUCAAAAGAAAAUUGAUGUCCUCAAAAAGCAGGUGGAGAAAGCCAUGGAGAAUGAAAUGUCUGCUCACCAGUACCUGGCAAAUCUUGUUGGCCUGGCAGAGAAUGUGACCCAGGAGCGUGACAGUCUUGUGCUUUUGGCUAAAUGUUUAGAAAGUGAGAACCAUGGCGUUCUCGACAGAAUGACAGAAGACAGUAUUCGCUUGGGAAGGUUGAAAGAGAAAAUCAAGGGGUACAAGAAGCAGAUGGCACUGAAGCUGGGCGACAUGAACCAUCAUCUGACAGAGCAGCAGGAGGACUUUGCUAGCAAGACAGCUCAGUACCAGCAGGAGAUGAGGCACCUCCAUCAGAUGCUCCUGGACAAGCAGGAUGUCCUGGACAAGGCGCUGCAGCAGAAAAGAGAAGUGGAAGGCGAGCUGGAAGUUGUGUGGGAGUCCACGUCCAAGGAAAACCGGAGGAUCCGAGAACUUCUCCAGGCCACGAUGGAGAGGACAGACCCCUGGGAGAAAACCAGAGCUUCCGAGGACCGCUGCCUGGAUGUUAUCUCUCAGCAAGACGUGCUGGAUGCUGUGACAUGA
This is a messenger RNA of Budorcas taxicolor (takin), 2331 nucleotides long. It is a transcript of the gene CEP89, whose product is annotated as centrosomal protein 89. Bases 19 to 2331 code for a protein of 770 amino acids. The record is from RefSeq and is a predicted model, not a curated record. NCBI's taxonomy places the organism in Eukaryota, Metazoa, Chordata, Mammalia, Artiodactyla, Bovidae. Gene Ontology annotation, cellular component: centriole; ciliary transition fiber. Gene Ontology annotation, biological process: chemical synaptic transmission; cilium assembly; mitochondrion organization. The transcript has 19 exons.